Messenger RNA from Gadus morhua (Atlantic cod), 3036 nucleotides. Its product is annotated as vasoactive intestinal polypeptide receptor 1-like. Gene Ontology annotation, molecular function: G protein-coupled peptide receptor activity; peptide hormone binding; vasoactive intestinal polypeptide receptor activity. The transcript has 13 exons. Bases 388 to 1722 code for a protein of 444 amino acids. The record is from RefSeq and is a predicted model, not a curated record. Lineage: Eukaryota; Metazoa; Chordata; Actinopteri; Gadiformes; Gadidae. Gene Ontology annotation, biological process: cell surface receptor signaling pathway; adenylate cyclase-modulating G protein-coupled receptor signaling pathway. Gene Ontology annotation, cellular component: plasma membrane.
UCCAUCUCAACAUUUGAUUAGAAAAAUCGUAUUGGUAGAAUUAAUAUUUAAUUAGGGAGAAAUUUGUUGAAUGCAUAUGAUUCUGAUCAUGUGCACGUUCUCCCCCGUUUGUCUCGAAAGAGACAACGAGAGAGAGAAAGAGGGGAGAGAAGGGCUGGCGGUUGGGAUGAGGCCGAUUGACCAAUGUCUGGCUUUUACGCGCGAAGCCCACUUCAGGCACUUGCUGGUUUUUGUGCGCUGUAGUUUACUCGUUAUACGGAGGAUGCAAAUAAAUGUAUCAAUCGAUCAUGGGAACGUUUCACAACAGAGGAAUUUGACUUAAAUGCUUAGACCUGAAAGGACAAGAAUUAACUCAGUUUGCAGUUUCAUUAUAAAAGGGCUCAAGCAAUGGAAUCCAAUCGUCCGGGAAUCCGAGGGCUGAACCAACAACAUACUCUCCUCUUUCUCUACCUGAGUCUUUGGAAUAAGGUAGCGGUGGCGAUGCACCCAGAUUGCGCCAUCAUCUCCCAUCACCUGCGGAGCCGUGAGAUUUGCCUCCAGACCAGGAAGAGCGAGGAGCGGAACAAUUCGGGCAGCCGCAAAGGCUGUGAGACCCAGUGGGAUGAGGUGCGCUGCUGGUUCAACGUGGACGAGGGCCAGGUGGUCAACGUGUCCUGUUCCGAUAUCUUCCAGCACUUCUCUGCCGGUCAAGGCUACGUCUCCAGAAGCUGUACUGCCGAGGGCUGGAUGGACCUCUCUCCUCCCUACGAGGAGGCCUGUCUGUUCAGCCAUGACGAGGGACCUGAGUCUGAGACCAUUUUUCUGUCAACGUUCAGGAAGGUGUACACGGUGGGCUACGCCACCUCUCUGGUCUCCCUCAUAACGGCAGUCGGGGUGUUCACCGUCUUCAGAAAGUUCCACUGCACCAGGAACUACAUCCACAUGAACCUCUUCUGCUCCUUCAUCCUGAGGGCCAGCGCCGUCUUCAUCAAAGACGCCGUGCUGUUCGCCGACGAGACUCUGGACCACUGCUCCAUGUCCACAGCGACCUGCAAGGCGGCCGUGGCUUUCUUCCAGUUCAGCAUCCUGGCCAACUACUUCUGGCUGCUGGUGGAGGGGCUGUACCUGCAGACCCUGCUGGCGCUCUCCUUCGUCCCCCAGAGGAAGUACUUCUGGGGGUACAUCCUUAUCGGAUGGGGGCUGCCGUCCAUAGUUCUCAUCAUAUGGGUGUUGACCAGAUAUCUCUAUGACGACAGAAGUUGCUGGGAUGACACGGACCAUGUCGGUAUUUGGUGGAUCAUUAAAGGACCUAUCACACUCUCCCUUCUGGUGAACAUAGUCAUCUUCAUCAGUGUAAUCCGAACUGUGGUUUACAAACUGAAGCGUCCGGCUAUUGGCGGGAGCCAGGACACCGGACAUUUCAUGAGGCUGGCUAAGUCCACGUUGUUCCUGAUUCCUCUAUUUGGGAUGCACUACACCGUGUUUGCCUUCCUGCCGGAGGGCACCUGCCUAGCAGCCAGACUCUACCUGGAGCUGGGCCUCGGGUCAUUCCAGGGCUUUGUAGUGGCGAUGCUCUACUGCUUCAUGAAUGGAGAGGUCCAGACCGAGCUGCGGCGGUGGCUUUGGCGGCGUCACUCUCAGGGUUAUUUCUCCACCAAGCGCCCCGUUACUGUCACCCAGUUAACCGCCCUGGACCAGCGCGGGCCCCCAAGGGCCUCCCUCAGACACAGCUCUGCUGUGUGACUGUACCGUAGCAUACCAUACAGUCCCAUACUGUACCAUACGGUACCAUACCCUACCGUACCGCCCUGUAGCGUAGCAUACAUCACGCCAUAACAUACUAUACCUACCCAACAUGCUUUACUGUAGCAGUACUGUACUGUAGUAUACUUUACUGUACCUAACCGUACCCUACCAUAGUACAUUGUACCGUAUCGUACCAUACUGUAACAUACCGUACCGUACUGCUACAUACCGUUCUGUACCGUACCGCACUGUAGCAAACCAGACCAACACUGUACUGUAGUAUACUUUACUCUACCAUACCAUACCGUACCAUGCUACAUUGUACCGUACGUUACUGUAACAUACCAUACCUUAUUGUUCCGUAACACACUGUAGCAUAUGACACAACAUCAUACCAUAUCGUACUUUACCUACCCAACAUAUUGUACUGUACUGUAGCAUUCCAUACCGUACCCUAUGAUACCAUGUUGUUCUACCGUACCAUACCAUCAUUUACUGUACCCUACUAUAUCACACCAUACCAUAACAUACUGUACCAUACCAUACGGUACGAUGCCAUGCUGUACUAUACUGUACUGUACAGACACAGCCAGCACCAGAGACUGUUAUUCCGUGCCUCUCACAGCCACAGAAAUGAAGGUAGAGGCGAGGCCGUGCGGAAAGGGAAAUACAUGCAGACAGCUCUGGAGACCUUUGUGUUGGUUGUACUGAGCUAGCAUGACAUUCACGAUGUUCCCGUGGAUAUCGUUCAGCGAUAUUUAUUCAGGGCGUUCAAAGCCGUUUAACAAGGUGUGUUUGUGUGUGUGUGUGUGUGUGUGUGUGUGUGUGUGUGUGUGUGUGUGUGUGUGUGUGUGUGUGUGUGUGUGUGUGUGUGUGUGUGUGUGUGUGUGUGUGUGUGUGUGUGUGUGUGCUCAGCGUCAUGUAUGGCGUGCAUGCAUGGGACAGUGUGUAUGUUUAAACACUGCAGUUGUGGAGAUAACCCUUUGCAAUGUUAUCUCGUUUUGAUAUCCUCAUGUGCUGUGUGUGUGUCUACGGUAAAAACUCAUUUUAGCACGUUUUGGCUUUUGUUGUCAGGCUCCCUUUCCAGUCAGAUAACCUUUUCUGCCUCAGCCGCAGGUUUAAGCAUAUUUACUGAUCCACAUGCAGUACAUGAAUCGGGAAGCGUUGGUCAAGCGCCCCCUUGUGGUUAAAUAAUGGAUUACAGUCGUGUGGCUGUCUUGAGUUUCAGCAUUACUAUUUAGUCAAUCAAAUUAAAAUAUACUGUAUAUUAUUAACGUAAAUAUACAAUAUAUGCAUUAUAAUUUAUAAACA